This is a messenger RNA of Hordeum vulgare subsp. vulgare (domesticated barley), 947 nucleotides long. RefSeq lists its product as uncharacterized. Lineage: Eukaryota; Viridiplantae; Streptophyta; Magnoliopsida; Poales; Poaceae. The transcript is spliced from 4 exons. The record is from RefSeq and is a predicted model, not a curated record. The coding region runs from base 172 to 699 and encodes 175 amino acids.
CACCUAGCCGCCGCCACCCAUGUCCCAUCUCCUUCCUCGUUUUCCUCCUGGCCAACCAGCGUUGACCCCGGACCCGAGCGCCUCCACGCCCCUUGGAGCCGCCAUCCAAGGCCAAGCCAUCGCCGACCUCGAGGCUCGUUCCCGGCGCCUCCUAUUUCUCUCUGUCGGGUUAUGAGCAGAGCACCCGAUGCCGUGCUGCAGGAGAUCCAAGCGAUGCUCAAGCUGCGCCACCGUCUGACUCCGGGAAUGGAUGGACCCAUGCCCCCGGCUAAUCGGCCAAAGCACCACUGCGAGCCUACCAGCUACAACAGCAGGGACAAGCUGGAGCCAGGGUUGCAGCUGCACGUGUUGCCCGCCUCAUCACCGCUCCAUCUGCCAGGGAACCGACCGUGGCCUUGGUGUCUCCACCAGGAGGAGCUCGUCGGCUGGCCGGAUCGGCCCCUCCUCGGCCGGAUCUGGACGUCGGUGCUUGUCCCGAAGGAGCCCCACGACAUCCCCUACCUCUGGCUUCGCCUAAGUGCCUCGCCCCAGUGCUGCUGUGUUGACGACCUGACAACAGAGAUGUUGUUUCGUCAGUUUCAGUUUCGUCAGAGUUCCGCAAGCGUGUCGGAUUGUGAGGACCCGUUCGACUACAUCGGUUCGUCUUCUUCACGGAGUCAUUCUUCUUCCAAGCGGGAUCUCAGUUGCAGGUACAUGUAAAGGCUACGUGACGCGAGCGCGUUGUUUGUUCAUUUGGAGUUGCUUCUUCUUCUUCUUCUUCAUCGAUCUAGGAUGGGUUCCAGGCCGGCAGCCUGGGAUAGCAAGGAUGGACGUCGUUCUUCUUUUGUCGUUUGUUUUCGUCCAUAGUCGGACCCUGCUCUUACUCUUGAUGAUUAUGUAAUGUACUGAUGUGACUCUGAUGUAGCUUGUGGCGAGUGUAUGCCAACUCUUUAUAUAUCUCUCCUUCU